Molecule: messenger RNA, 1406 nt
Organism: Amphibalanus amphitrite
Lineage: Eukaryota; Metazoa; Arthropoda; Thecostraca; Balanomorpha; Balanidae
Product: hydroxyacyl-coenzyme A dehydrogenase, mitochondrial-like
Exons: 8
Coding region: 109-1068 (319 amino acids)
Biological process (GO): fatty acid beta-oxidation
Cellular component (GO): mitochondrion
Molecular function (GO): (3S)-3-hydroxyacyl-CoA dehydrogenase (NAD+) activity; NAD+ binding
Source: RefSeq, a predicted model, not a curated record
CUUCUUUCUUUUGUGCCGCCCUUGUAAGCUUGAAGCUUGAAGCGCUGCCCAUUGCUUUUAUAUUUAGAGCUUUUGUUCUGUGGCUUCGUAUUUCUUUAUUUUCUCAAAAUGCUUUCAAGUAAGCUGCUUCGCUUCAGUACGGUGUCUGGUAUUGGUCCCCUUCGAAGUCUGUCUGCCUCAGCUCCCUUGAAAGAUGCAAUCAAAACGGUUACAGUUAUUGGAGGUGGCUUGAUGGGAUCCGGCAUUGUGCAGGUGGCAGCCCAGACAGGUCACAAAGUCACCCUGGUUGAUGUCAAGGAUGAGUUCUUGGACAAGUCCAGAGCCAACAUUGAAGGCAGCAUCAAGAGGGUCGCAAAGAAGAUGUUUAAGGAGGAUGCCGACGCAGCCGGGAAGUUCAUCUCGGAGUCGCUGGCUCGUAUCACCAUGACAACGGACACGCUGGAGGCCGUCCGCGACACCGAUCUCGUCAUCGAAGCCAUCGUCGAAAACCUGGGCGUCAAGCAGAAACUCUUCAAAGCCAUCGACGAGGUCGCGCCGCAGAAGACCAUCUUCACGUCCAACACGUCCUCGAUCCCGAUCACCCAGAUCGCUGAGCCGACCUCGCGCAAGGACCGGUUUGGUGGUCUGCACUUCUUCAACCCGGUGCCGGUCAUGAAACUGCUGGAGGUGAUUUCAAUCCAGCAAACCUCAGAGGAGACCUUCAACCGAAUGCUAGAGUUUGGCGCCGCCAUGGGAAAAACCACUGUUCGGUGCAAGGAUACGCCUGGCUUUGUGGUGAACCGACUGCUCGUGCCGAAUCUGCUGGAGGCUAUCCGCAUGCUGGAGCGAGGUGACGCCACGGCGCGUGAUAUCGACACGGCCAUGAAACUGGGCGCCUCCUACCCCAUGGGUCCGUUCGAGCUGGCGGAUUAUGUGGGUCUCGACACCACCAAGUUCAUCAUCGACGGCUGGCACGAGUCGUACCCGGAGAACCCUCUGUUCGCCCCGAGUCCGCUGCUCAACAAACUGGUGUCCGAGGGCAAGCUGGGCCGCAAGACCGGCGAGGGAUUCUACCAGUACAAGAAGUAGGAGGGCGACCGGACAUUCGCCAGGACGGGGAUCAUCAACAUUUCGGCCCCAAUGACGUAAUAUGGAGGCCGUCCUGACGUCACUGGGAUGCGAUCGGCAGCAAGAAGGCAACAACGCAUCGCACCACCAGUCCAUCACUGGAUUAAACAAUGCAAUUGUGGCUGGGAUGAAAGUGGCGUACUCUGUAUGUGAAUUUUUGACGUGAUGUAUUUUUGUCGAGGAUGGUACAAUUUGUGGAAGUUUAUCAAGGAGCAGUGAACUGGAUUACAUGCCAUGUAUUAUACCGAUUUAUUGAAUUGUGAGGGCUGUAGCGGUAAUUGAAUAAACUAUACGCCUAA